AAUUGAACUCAGGACCUUUGGAAGAGCAGGAAAUGCUCUUAACCACUGAGCCAUCUCUCCAGCCCUAGCUCAUUCCUUACAGAACAAGAGUGCCACUCAGAAAGAAGCUGCUCAUUGUCCCCACCCCGUCUCUGAAGUCCUGGGACAGAGACUUUCCCUGCAGGGAGAAGACUGGUGGUUUCUCAAAGGAACGGACUUCAGCUGUAACAGAGCAUCGUGAAGCCUCUUUCAAACAGCUUGGGAUGUUGUAUGGCUCAAUUAUAGGGCACCCUCCCAGUAUGGAAGAGGCUUUGGGUUUAAUCCCUAGCAAGGCUUCCUGUUAGAGGCCUUCAAAGCAGGAGGAUCUUGGGAGAUCUGAGGUCAUACAUUUGAGCAAUUGAGAGAAUUCCGGAGGCUGUAAUGUAGAGAGGAAGGACUCUGCGUUGGCUACCGUGUCUUGAGAAAGUAUUGCAUCACUCCGGGCCUCAAUUUCCCUGGGUGUCAAGUGGCUCCUUCGGUGCAGCGCGUCAGCUCCGGAGGGAACCGAUUUAUUCAACAGGUGGCAAUUCCCAAGCUCCACCCCCGGACUGGGAAACCCGGCUGCUGACGGUCCGCGGUCCCCCGGGCGCAGGCCCCGGGCUGCCCCGCUUGUCUCCUCCGGCCAAGCGCCACGAGCCCGGGAUGCAGCUCUCCAGCAGGGCGGCAGCCAGGGAAGCGGCGAGCCGCGACGUGCUGGCCGCGGACCUCCGCUGCAGCCUCUUCGCCUCGGCGCUGCAGAGCUACAAGCGGGACUCGGUGCUGCGGCCCUUCCCUGCCUCCUACGCCCGCCACGACUGUAAGGACUUCGAGGCCCUGCUUGCAGAUGCUGGCAGGUUACCCAACCUGAAGGAACUUCUCCAGUCCUCGAGAGACACAGACACACAGGCCUGGGACCUGGUGAGCUGGAUUUUAUCCUCCAAGAUCCUGACAAUCCACAGCGCAGAGAAGGCAGAGUUCGAAAAGAUCCAGCAGCUGACUGGUGCCUCUCACACUCCUGUUCCCACUCCCGACUUCCUAUUUGAAAUCGAGUACUUUGACCCAGCCAAUGCCAGGUUUUACGAGACCAAAGGAGAACGAGACCUCAUCUAUGCCUUCCAUGGCAGCCGCCUAGAGAACUUCCACUCUAUCAUCCACAAUGGUCUGCACUGCCACCUGAACAAGACAUCUUUGUUUGGAGAAGGGACCUACCUCACGAGUGACUUGAGCCUGGCCCUCAUUUACAGUCCUCACGGCCAUGGGUGGCAGCAUAGCCUCCUUGGCCCAAUCCUUAGCUGUGUAGCCGUGUGUGAGGUCAUCGAUCAUCCAGAUGUCAAGUGCCAAACCAAGAAGAAGGAUACCAAGGAGAUUGACCGCAGCAGAGCAAGAAUCAAGCACAGUGAAGGGGGAGAUAUCCCUCCUAAGUACUUCGUAGUCACCAAUAACCAACUUCUUCGGGUGAAGUACCUGCUGGUGUAUUCCCAGAAACAGCCGAGGAGGGCCUCACGCCAGCUCUCCUGGUUGUCCAGUCAUUGGUUCAUGGUCAUGAUGUCCUUGUAUCUGCUGCUGCUGCUCAUUGUGAGUGUCGCCAACUCCUCUGCUUUCCAACACUUCUGGAACCGAGUAAAGGGAUGAUCACAAGCACUUGGAGUGGGGGCCACUCACCGUGUGCCUUAUGGAAGCUUGUCCUCUACCUCCUGCGUCCCAUGUCCAGUCAGGCCGAGUUUGCGGACCAGUUGCAGGGGGGUGCACAGGACAAUUUUCAUAUGCCAUACAUGUACUGAUUGCCUUUGAUGAUGUGCCCAGCCACAGUCCAGUCAGUGGGGACCCUCAGCCCCUCACUUGUCUGCCUCUUCCUAAAUAGUCUAGGGAGGUGGCUCUUCAGCUAGGGCCAACGGGAAAGUAACUCCUGCUGCGUUUAAAAGCAAAGUGUCCAAGCUGUCGGUGGUGUUUCCAAUCGCUCGGAUGGAGGCUGGCCCUUUCUCUAAUGCCUUUUGGAAGACAGAACUUGAGGGUGAUAAAUCACUAAGUGGUUGCCUUGUUUUGACUCAAGACACCCAAGAGGGACAGUCGUGUUUCUCAUUCAAAUCAGUGGGAUCGUUUGGGGAUUCCAUCAGCUUUAGUCUGCGGAUGCAAAACAUUUGAACGGUUUUCUCAGAUCAACAAACGGUCUCUGCUACAGCUGUCCCUCCCUCCCUCCUUAAGCACACGAGAGAAGGAUCCUCAGCGGAUAACAAAAUGCAGACUUAACAACUAGCAACUCUGUCAUCGUUUCUAAAAAUGGCCAACUGCUGAUUACAGCUGAAACGGAACCAAAUGAUUGUUUUCUGUUUUUGUUGUUGUUUGUUUUUAAGUAACUGACAAAUUAGCCUCUGUGAGCCAAAUAAAAGGGGAGAUGUCUAAACCUGGAGCACCAAGUGGCCUGGGUCCACAGCCUCUUUCCUGGCUGUGUUACAGGGAGAAGGAUCCAAGCCAUAAGCUCGCUAUGGUCCUCGUUCCCACGAAGCUGCCUUGACAUACAACACUCUAGGCCUUCAGGGGCCUGCUGGCCUUCAAAAGAGAGGCCUGCCUCAGUAGGCCACACAUCUUCACGGGCUGGGUCUCCCUCAGAGGAGCCGUUGUCUUUGGGACUCAGCCUGAGCUUUAGUGUGUGAGGAGAGAGUCCCCAGCUGUCCGUGCUGUGUUGUUCAUUCCCUCCUUCCUGCCAGGCUUCAACCAGAAAAGAACCCCGUUGAACGGGAAUGAGGUUUUCAUAGAGAAUGAGAAAAUCAUUUUCUACAAUUUGUAAAGUUUGUGAAAAAGCCACUACUAUGGUUUUUAAAUCAAAUAGUAGGACAAUUUAAAAAUCAAUAAAGAUAUUUUCCUAAAUACCAA
This is a messenger RNA of Myodes glareolus (Bank vole), 2868 nucleotides long. Lineage: Eukaryota; Metazoa; Chordata; Mammalia; Rodentia; Cricetidae. The record is from RefSeq and is a predicted model, not a curated record.